Auanema sp. JU1783 is the source of this 1203-nucleotide messenger RNA. Lineage: Eukaryota; Metazoa; Nematoda; Chromadorea; Rhabditida; Rhabditidae. The record is from the annotation of a GenBank genome assembly.
AUGGGUGCCGAAGCUUCCAAAGAUGGAAAAGAGCCUAAGUAUGAGAACAUUACGCCUGAAGCUCUGUCGAAGCUGAAGAUGAAACUAUCGUCUCGUGGAAUAUCCUCGGAAUUCCCAAACAAGGAGUCUCUGAUGGAUUUCUACUCUGCUGAAAGAAAAUCGGGAAUACUUUCUGAUAUAUUUCUUAGAUUCCAACAUAAUGGAAAACUCAAAGUGACCACAUUGAUAGGUGUCAUUGACAAACUACUGGGCAAUGUGUCCGAUCAAUCUGAAGCUUUACUUUCUAUUUAUAUCAAACCUGCGAAAGCUGUCAAAGAGAUCGUUUCCCUAUUCGGUUCUUCGAAACUUAUUUCCCCUGAUGAUCUAGAACCUUUCCUCCAAUUCUUCCUCAGUACUCUUUCCGAUGAUGGUGCUCAGUUCUCCAAAUGGAUGAUGAACACACCGAUUUUCUCUAAGCUGAUUAUCGAGGAAGUAUUCCCACUUACCUUUAGACAAAGCCCCAAGGGAUUUAUUCCUUUUUUGAAUGGCAGUCGAAUGAUUAUGGCCCCUACUCCGGCAUUGGCAGUCUUGAACUCUUUCAUGCCCAUGGACCGACGGGAAAAAUGGCAUUUACUCUUUGACAGUGUUGUUCAUGGCAGCAGCUUCUCUCAAUUGUUCUCUCGUGUAAACGGCGAAGGGCCUUGUAUCAUAUUGGUCGAGUCUACGAAAGGAGCCAUAUUUGGUUGUUUCGCAAGUGAAGGACUGGUUUCCGGACCGCAGUAUCGAGGAGAUGAACGAUGUUUCCUUUUCGAAAUCAAACCGAAUUUACGAGUUCAUAUGGCUACAGGACGAUCAACAAACUAUGGCUAUCUGAACGUGCAACAAAGUACGCUACCCAAUGGAUUGGGUAUGGGGGGUUAUGAAACCACAUGGCCAUUCUUCAUGCAUGAGGAGUUUGGAUCCGGCAUUUGUAUUGCCAAUAUGACAUCGUUCGAAAAGUGCGAAGUCGCUGGAGAAUCUGAAUUCCAAAUAAAAAGCGUUGAAGCUUGGCGUAUCGGUGAAAAGCCGAAAUUGAGUGAAGAAGAAGAAGAGCGAAUUCGAACGGAGAAGUCCAUCAUUGACAAGGACCCUGAAGCGAAAGCUUUGUUGGAAAUGAGCGGACACAAAAUGCAUUCCGAGGCUUAUAGAGAACCUCAACCUAUAUUAGAUGAAGACGAGGAAUAA